AUGGGGGCUGUGGAGGGCCCCGAUAUAACGGCUGGAUUCGCUGACUUCGACGCCGGCCAUCGGGAUCUGGUCACUGUCACCAGAUUUAACUUCUAUGGCAACCGUAUUAUCACCGCUUCCUCUGAUCACCGCAUGAAAGUGUGGGAUCUCAAGGAUGGCCAAUGGCAACUGAUAGACACCUGGCGCGCGCACGAUGCUGAGAUUCGCGAUGCCACAUGGAAUGGUCCUUUUACAGGCCAACAUAUUGGCAGUGUCGGAGAGGACAUGAAGUUGAAAAUCUGGCAGGAAGAUGUAACCCAGCCACCAAACUCAGGGCGGCGUUUCAAGUCAGUCUUUCGUAUGACCGCGCCAAAAAGACAUCCAUUUGUAUCACUCGACUUUCGCAACAUUGACCUAGAGUCGUGGUUGGCCGUGAUAACACGGGAUGGCUACCUCAUGGUUAUGGAACCCUCCAAUCCCGACAGCCUUGCAGAUUGGCAGCCUGUUGACCAAUUCCGAGUGUGCACCGCCCCGGAACGCGGUGAGGAGACAAGUUUCAAAGUUCAGUUUCAUCAUGACCCUGCCGACAUUACUCAUACCAUCUCACCGGAUUCCGAUCGGAAAAGUCUGUCGCUGAUUGUAGCUGUCAUGGACACAGUCAAGAUCUAUCGCACUGACGCAAACCGACGAUUCUACCAUGCAAUUGAACUGAAUGGGCAUAGCGGCCUUGUGAGAGAUAUCUCCUGGGCUAAUGGUUCUGUGCGCGGCUACGAUCUUAUUGCGAGUGGUGGCAAAGAUGGUUUGGUCCGCAUCUUUGAAGUGUACACGACGCCAGUUGGCCAAGCACCACAGACCUCUAGUGGCCAGAAGGCGGAACUUCGCAUGCAGCCCCAGUCACCGUCACCACGAGCGAAAUCGCAGUCCGGGAUUGGCUCUGCUCUAGCGAGCCGUGUGCCUGCAUCGGCGACUGAUCGCCAGCCCAGCGGGGAUUCACAAUUUCGGCACUCGUUCAAACAGGUAGCUUGUAUUGACAGCAAACACCUUGAUGUGUGGCAAGUUCAAUUCUCGUUCUCUGGGGACUCGUUGAUUUCAUCUGGUGACGAUGGCACAGUUCGGUUCUGGAAAAGAUCUUUGUCUGGAGAGUGGCUCGAGUUCGCCGAAACAGACAUGGCUUCUCAGUGA
This is a messenger RNA of Penicillium digitatum Pd1, 1161 nucleotides long. Its product is annotated as putative nuclear pore protein (SEH1). The record is from RefSeq and is a predicted model, not a curated record. Gene Ontology annotation, biological process: positive regulation of TORC1 signaling; cellular response to amino acid starvation. Gene Ontology annotation, molecular function: structural molecule activity; protein binding. Gene Ontology annotation, cellular component: Seh1-associated complex; nuclear pore outer ring. Lineage: Eukaryota; Fungi; Ascomycota; Eurotiomycetes; Eurotiales; Aspergillaceae.